AUGAGCCUUGGAAAAUAUGCAGAUGCCGAAGAAAUUACCAGACCAAUAAUUGAAAAUGCGGAAAGCCUUGAACGCAUGGAAUGUGGUCAUGUAUCAACUGCUAUGAUGCUUUUGAUCUCCAUUUAUAAAGAGCAAAACCGAUUGCAAGAUGCAGAGUCAGAAGUAUUCAAAUAUAUUGAACUGCAAAAGCGAAUAUCUGACUCAGGAAGUCGCAAGGAACUUCUAGCCAAAAGCCAUUUGGUUGACAUAUAUCUGUUGCAGGGCCGAUAUCAGGAAGCAGAGACCUUGGGACUGGAGCUUGUUGAGACAGCAAAGCUUAAGGAUCCUGAGGAUAUUAGUACCUUUGUUGCUAUCGGAGCUUUGGGCUCAACAUAUAUGUAUUUGGGAAAUCUACCAAAGGCCGAGGAGCUAUUUCACGAGGCCGUGACAGAUACGAAAAGGAUAUUUGGGCAUGACCAUCGUGAGACCAUCAGAUACAUGAACAGACUUGGGAAUGUAUAUUCCCUACAGGGUCGGCUGACUGAGGCUUAUGAUUUGUUCAAAGACUUGCUCCCGAUAGCCAUCAGGAAGUUUGGUGCGAGACAUCCCGAGAGUCUCAGCGUAAUGCAAAGUAUCGGAUGUAUGUAUUGGGAGGAUGGAGGAUGGUUGGAAGGCGAAACCAUAAUGAGGAAGAUCUUGAAGGCCCGGCAAGAGAUAUUCGGAAUGGACAAUCAUAAAGCUUUUAUGCCCAUGGAGCCGCUGCUGAAUAUGCUUCGAGAGAAGGGUCAAUUCCUGGAAGCCGAGGAAUUUGCAACGGUAUUUCUAGACAGCAGCAAGAAAGCUUCGGGCUCUGGGCAUCCUCAAACCUUGAGGAUCAUGCAAAGCCUGGCUUCUAUCUGGAAGGCCAGAGGAAAGACGACGGAUGCUGUGGACCUCCUUUCCGAGUGUAUCAAGCUUCGCCAACAAGUUUCUCCAAAGGAUCACUCUGAUACUCGCUUGGCCAUAGACUUGUUGGAAAGCUGGUCCAGUGAAUCCUUGGUACCAGACGUGGCUUACGCGGGGCAAGAUGAUGAUUCUAAGUCCCCGGUAGACUGA
Molecule: messenger RNA, 1074 nt
Organism: Penicillium longicatenatum
Lineage: Eukaryota; Fungi; Ascomycota; Eurotiomycetes; Eurotiales; Aspergillaceae
Product: tetratricopeptide repeat protein
Exons: 1
Coding region: 1-1074 (357 amino acids)
Molecular function (GO): protein binding
Source: RefSeq, a predicted model, not a curated record